This is a messenger RNA of Trichoderma virens Gv29-8, 1155 nucleotides long. RefSeq lists its product as uncharacterized. Bases 1 to 1155 code for a protein of 384 amino acids. Gene Ontology annotation, biological process: amino acid transmembrane transport. NCBI's taxonomy places the organism in Eukaryota, Fungi, Ascomycota, Sordariomycetes, Hypocreales, Hypocreaceae. Gene Ontology annotation, molecular function: amino acid transmembrane transporter activity. The record is from RefSeq and is a predicted model, not a curated record. Gene Ontology annotation, cellular component: vacuolar membrane. The transcript is spliced from 2 exons.
AUGUUCCCAGGAGUUUUCCUUACCAUCACGCUCGGAUUAAUUACAAUCUUCACAAGUUACCUCGUGGGACAAGUCAAAUUGGCCUACCCUCAAGUCUCUCACUACGCCGAUGCUGGAACACUCUUGUUCGGAAGAUUUGGCUAUGAACUGUUUGGCGCUGCCAUGGUUCUCGAGCUCGUGAUGUCUGUUGGUUCGCACGCCCUGACUGGCAGCAUCGCUCUGAGCACUUUGAAUGGGAAUCACGUCUGCUCUAUUGCUUUUUCGGCUGUAUCUGCGUUCAUCCUGUUUUUGCUGGCUAUACCGCCUUCAUUUACUGAGAUUGCUAUACUUGGAUACAUCGACUUUGCAUCAAUUAUCGCUGCCAUUGGAAUUACUAUUAUCGCUACAGGCAUUAAAGCACGAGACUCUCCAGGCGGUCUUUCUGGCGUGGAGUGGUCGACGUGGCCUCGAGAGGGUGUUACAUUCUCCGAGGCUUUUGUGGCAGUAAGCAAUAUUAUCUUUGCUUUCAGUUUUGCCAUUGGCCAAUUUUCGUUCAUGGACGAGAUGCAUACUCCAAAGGACUUCAUGAAAUCUAUCUGGUCAUCUGGUAUUGCUCAAAUCAUUAUCUAUACGUUGACGGGUGCACUCUGCUAUGCAUUCAUCGGGCCGUCAAUCCAAUCUCCCGCAUUACUAUCGUCUGGCCCUCUUAUAUCCAAGAUCACGUUUGGCAUUGCGCUGCCUGUCAUCUUUAUCUCUGGCUCCAUUAACUCGACGGUGGCUCUUCGAUAUAUACAUGGUCGUCUUUGGAAGAAAUCGAUCAUUCGAUAUGUAAAUACUCCCAAGGGCUGGGCUUGCUGGAUUUCGCUCGCGGCAUUCUUGACAAUUAUUGCCUGGGUUAUUGCUGAAGCUAUUCCCAUCUUUUCUGAUCUACUUUCCCUUGUUUCGGCACUAUUUGUUACUGGAUUUUCUUACUGGAUCCCUGCUAUUAUGUGGUUUAAAUUGCUUUGCAAGGGCAACUGGUUCUCACGAAAGAAUAUCCUCAUUACCCUUGGAAGCACACUGGCGUUUAUAAUCGGGGUUGUGGCUCUUGUUGCCGGCACUUACGCCACUAUUGAUGAUAUUAUUCGGGAAACAUCUAAUGGAAGCACAACCCGCCCCUUUUCUUGCAGAAGAUAA